AUGACGCAAGACUUACUACCUAUUCAACCAAUCAAAAUCAGGCAGCAGCUUCGCGAAUAUUCCGAGCCCGCCAAACAGCACCAAACACGUCGGACAGGCCAAGUAUCGGAAAUUAGUGAGGAGGAUGGAUCCUUAUCACGCUCAUGGAAUAGUUUCGAUUCACCAGAACCAUCGGAUUCAUACAUCGAUGAAAUUAUUGGGGAAAAUGCAAGACAUUUGAGAAAGGGAAGAAAAAGGGCACCUCAACAUGCUCAAGGUCAAGCAGAUGUAUCCGGUAGCAUGGAUAUGAUUAUGAAGCUAAAGGAUGAAUAUAUAUGGCAGACUGCUGCGCAUGAUGGAUAUCCCCAUGACAAUUCACAAAAGCUUGAAUGGAAACUGAAAUCUGAUGGUGAAAACCAAACGUUGAAGUAA
Saccostrea echinata is the source of this 411-nucleotide messenger RNA. RefSeq lists its product as uncharacterized. Bases 1 to 411 code for a protein of 136 amino acids. NCBI's taxonomy places the organism in Eukaryota, Metazoa, Mollusca, Bivalvia, Ostreida, Ostreidae. The transcript is spliced from 4 exons. The record is from RefSeq and is a predicted model, not a curated record.